Molecule: messenger RNA, 8647 nt
Organism: Sebastes umbrosus (honeycomb rockfish)
Lineage: Eukaryota; Metazoa; Chordata; Actinopteri; Perciformes; Sebastidae
Gene: zbtb4
Product: zinc finger and BTB domain containing 4
Exons: 2
Coding region: 173-5593 (1806 amino acids)
Biological process (GO): regulation of DNA-templated transcription
Molecular function (GO): DNA-binding transcription factor activity, RNA polymerase II-specific; RNA polymerase II cis-regulatory region sequence-specific DNA binding
Source: RefSeq, a predicted model, not a curated record
CCGCCUCUCCCUGCGCUCACUCUCUCUCUCUCUCUCACACACACUCAGACGUGCGCAUACACAGACCAAGGGGGAGAGAGAGAGAGAGAGAGGGAGAGAGGGAGUGUGAGGGGAGAGAACACAUCGCAGCAGAGAUGCAGCAGGAGGUUUUCCGAGAUUUCGGGGGCUGGUCAUGGUGUCCGGUGAGAAGGUGUGGGACCCCCUCCACGCGGGCCUUCUUCAGUCACGUCUGAGUGAGCAACACCUGGCUACUGGGUUAACUCCCCUCUGCAACAUCACACAUAGUGCGACCAAGGACGCCGCGUGCCAACAGAGUCAGCGGUUGUCACCUUUGUCUUCCCCGCCACUGUCAUUAGUGGCUGCAGACACCCUUCACCCGGAUCGGGCCCCCUCACCAUUACACCUGCCUGUCAAUUUCUACGGCUCGAGCAAGAUCGAAGGGCUAUACAAACCAGUCCACUGUCUUCGAGCGGCCUCUCAGCCUGAAGAAGAAGAGGAGGAGGAAGGGGAAGCUGAGCAGUUGGAGAUGAAGGGUAAAAGGCACGGAGGCCGGGGAGAGGCAAUGAUGGAGGACAGGCUUGAGGACAUGGCUGAUGGACCUAAAAAUGCAAAAAUCACCCUAAGCUUCCCACUUAGUGCCGCCCCCCUCCCAGCCUCCCUGACAUCUCCAAACCACUGUCGUAGCUCCUCCUCGUCCUCCCCUUCCCCUCACCGACGGCGGCCAUCCUCCAAGAGCUCGGACGAGGGGUCGCUGUGGAAACUGGAUGCUACCAUGGACGUAAAGCACAGACCUUUUAAGCCCCCGAGGCAUGACAGCUCUCCGUCCUCUUCUCCUUCCUCCUCCUCAUCUCCCAUGACUGUUCAUGCACUUAGCAGGAAGGAUAUAAAAUCCCCGCCUCCUCUGAAGUGCUCCAAACUCAAUCCAGAGACUCAGUUUCACAGGUCGCCCCCGAGAUCCUCCAGCGGGUCUUCAGGCGGCUCUUAUGGCGGCGAUGGAUGGGACAGGGUGGCCAACGGUACAGCAUCACCCUCUCAAACCGCCCAGAUCCUCUUCAGUCUGGGCACAUCAGCUUUUCAGAGAGGUGGGGAUGCAGAGAGGAGAGAGAAAAUAACAGGAAGACCAGUUGGAAAAGCGGGAAGCCCUCAUGGACCAAGUCUUCACCCACCCACCCUCCACCUCCCUCCCCCCUUACCACCACCUCCUCCUCCCCCAUCUGAGGGUCUUACCGCACCCCCUCACUCGUCCUCCUACUCCCCUACCGACAGCCUGAAGCCCGAGCUGAUUUGCGGGGUGUGCCAUCGCCUUUUCAGCUCGGCCUCCUCCCUGACAGUCCACAUGCGGCUGCAUCGUGGCAGCCGCGCCCUCAGUUGCUGCUAUUGUGGCAAAGUCUUCAUCCACAGCAAGAGACUGCAAUCCCACGAGGCCUCCUGCAGGGUGCCAGGCUUACCCUCCAACAGCCUGGGCCCUCCUUCUCUCACUGUGCAUCCAAAGGAGGAGCCGCUGGAGGAGGGCGAGGUGAGAGUAGAGGGGGGAGUGAUUGUGGGACAAUCAGACAUCAGCAAGGCGCGGCCGGGGAAGAAAGCGCGGAGCCUCCUGGCGCGUAUCCAAGGUGAUGAUGCAGCAGCCGCAGAGCUGCUAGCGGGUGAUGAGCACCAUUUUGUGAAGGUGGUGGAUGGCAAUAUCAUUUACUUCUGCUCCGUGUGUGAACGUUCCUACAUGACCCUAUCCAGCCUGAAACGUCACUCCAACGUACACUCAUGGCGGCGCAAAUACCCGUGCCAUUUCUGCGACAAGGUCUUUGCCCUGGCAGAGUACCGCACAAAGCAUGAGGUGUGGCACACAGGAGAGCGGCGCUACCAGUGCAUCUUCUGCUGGGACGCCUUCGCGACCUACUACAAUCUCAAAACACACCAGAAGACCAUUCAUGGGAUUAAUCCCAGCCUCAUCUCCAGUGAAAAGACAGCUAACGGGGGCUAUAAGCAGAAAGCUAACGCCCUCAAGCUCUACCGCCUUCUCCCCAUGCGCUCCCAGAAGAGACCCUACAAGACUUACAGUGACAGUUUGCAUAAUGGCCUUCUACUGCCACCAUCUGAUUCACCCUCCCUCUCUCUGCCUGGCCUGGGUUGUACUCUGGACCCUGGGGACCUACAAAGCAUCAUCAGUGGGGCCCACCCUCAGAGUGUAAAACCUGACCCAGAUGACUUCCCUGAUGGCUUCCCUGUUUCUGUGUCUGCGGAGCACGGGGACCUCUCCACGCUGACACCCCUCCCCCAAUCGGACAUGCCCCAAGUUAGAAAACAUGAGAGUGAGGCCCUAGAGUUAGAGCAGGGGAGAGGCAGUUUCAAAAUGUCUAGUAGCAGCAAAACCAAAACUCCCAAGACUGGUAGAGGCACAGAAACGAGCAUGCCUUCUGUGAUAACAUAUGGCCAUACAAAACCCUCUGUCAUAGUUCAUGGAACAGCAGUCUCAUCCUCUGUCAUCGUGCAUAGCAAUCAGGUCACCUCUGGAAGUGAAAAAAGCCCAAUGAGCAGCCCAUCCCCUGAAGCCAGCAGCAGUCAGACUUCACCCAAGGGCAUUCCCAGGCCAAUCAAAAAGCAUAGGGAUAGCGCAGAUAACCACAGAAAGAGGUCAAGAGACAGUUCAGAUACCACAGAGGGGGGUAGUGCAGAGACAGGCAGAUUAUUUCACAAAUCACGCAAAGCCCACAGCAAGAGUGUCAUCUCUAACUCAAAGCAGCUGUCAGCAUCUGUAGGGUCACAGGUCAAAGAGGCAGGGCCACUGUGCCAGAUUACUGUACGUAUUGGUGAGGAAGCCAUAGUGAAGCGCAGCAUCUCCGAGACAGACCUUCGGAGAGACAAGAGCCUUUCUCCCCCUAAAACCAAACGGAGUGAAACAUCAUCUGUGCACUCCCACCACCAUCACCAUAAACACCGCCUCCACCGCAGCCUGGAAGAAGAGGAUGAUACAGAAGGAGGAGAUUGCGAGGAGGAGGUCAGGAAAAAGAGCUCCAAAUCUCCCAAUGAAGUGAGGGAGUACUACUUCCGUCGGGAGGUGCGUGACCCGGACAGUGACCAAGACACAGAGGAUAACUUAUGGCGGCCUUACUACUCCUACAAGCCUAAGAGAAAGGCCCAAGCACAUCUACAGAGGGUCAAGAGCUGGCAGAGGAAGCUAAAGUUCAAGCGCUCCAUCCGUUUGAAGAGGAGGACAGACAGGAUCAAAAACCGUGUGAAUAAAGAAACAGAGAAAUCACAAGAUGAGGAAGAGGACAGGGAGAUUGAGGAGGCCGAAAAACUGUCAAAAGCUAACAGAGACGAGGGAGAGGGGGAAAAGAACGAUUAUCUCUCUGCCCCUUUAAAGGAGAAAAACAAAGACGCAGAAGAACAAGUGAAGGAGGCCUGUCAUGAGGUUUCCACUCCUCCUCUGCACUCUCCAAAGCCUCCUCUGUCUACCUCAGUGGCUCCUACGGGAAUUAAGAGGCGGCCUUGGACUAAUGGGAAUGCAGCAGAGUGUGGUACAUGUGGCCGCUGGUUCUCAAGCCCCAGGAAGCGAGACAAACACGAGCUGAGCCAUCUGCUGGAGUUUGUGUGCCUCUUCUGCCGUGCCACUUUCCCCUCAAGGGAUAAGUUGGAAGACCACCAGAGAGUCCAGCAUCCCAAGCCUUCUGAGACAUCCUCUGUACCCCCGAAAGUGGCACUCUGCGAACAAGUCGAAGGGGUCGUUGUUAAAUCUGUGCCAGAGAUUGCAAAGUAUGACGAAGAAAAAGGGGGGCAAGCAGGGAGUAAUUCUAGUCCAAGUCGCCUAAGCAGAAGAGCAUUAUCAAGACACACCUGUCCACAGUGUCACAAGGUGUGCAAGACAUCGUCAGCACUGACUCGCCAUAUCCGACGCCAUGAGUUAAGCAGUUCCCCAGAGAGAGAAAAGGAAGAGCCAAAAACAACAGAGGCAGUUGUUAACACUGUUAGCAGAGACCUAGAGACUGAAAAAGCCCAGGCUCCCUGCGCUCUCUCUGUUUCAGUUAUCAGCUAUUCAACACCCGACCCGCCCAGCAGUGGCGAGUGUUUGGCAUCACAGCAGCACGACGACCAUCUCAGCGAACUGACACAUGAACAUCAGAUGUCAGAAUCCAGUGACAAACAUGAACUGACACAUGCAGCUCUAGAGAGAGAGCCCAGCCCACAGAUUGCAGACCCUCCAUUAGAAAGCCUGGUUAACCUUACGCCCACUAAACACGAAUUCACGCCUGCCGCACCCUCCACUCUCCAGAGCGUGCUCGUCAUGAACGGACCCGAAUGCCUGGACUACCGCACCCCCAGCAAAAAGAACCAAGACAGCCAGAUCCACAGAAUACCCAGCCCUGUGCACAUCGUGGCAUCCACCAACACCUCUCCAAAUGUGCCCAUGACGUCACAGACCAGAAUAACCACUGCUGCUCCUCCUGUUUCCAUGACAACAGCUCUCAGCUCCGAGGGGGGAUUCAUGAAACGGGAUGGGGUCAUUAUGGACCGAGAGAGGCAGGGUGGGAGUGGUUUAUUUCUACAUGUAGGUUAUGAGGAACCACCUCGGGUCCAAGAUCUCAGAGUUCAGUCCCUGUCCAGGAGUCCCUCUCCGGAUGAAGCACAAGACCUGACCAUGUCCUCUAUUCUAGCCAGAGAGAGGGAGAUAGAGAGGCAAAGGGAGAACGAGAGGGAGCUGGAGAGACAGAGGGAAAGGGAGCGGGACAAAGAAAUGGUGAAAGAGAGAGAAAAGGAGAUAGAGAGGGCCCAUCAGAUGAGUAGAGUUGCACACGCCCCACAGGACCAGAUUUCUCUGUUGGUCCCUAAAGAAGAGCCCUUGAGCCCUGUGCCGUCCCCCCAGCAUAUCCCCACUCAAACCACUAUGAAUGGCUCCUCCUCACACAGGCACACUCCCAAGUCCCCCUGCCGGUCCCCCUCAACUAUUGGCCUCCUAGCUCAAGCCAACCGCCAGGUUCACUCCAGUUCACAAGGACUCGACAGGCUCCCACUGCCCACUGGAGCAGCUGGUGCCGGUGACCGCCCCUCCGCCCACGCUCUGCUUCUCCCCCGAGCCCCUCAACCACCUGAGCCGGAGCACCACGAUACCGUUUCUUCCAGAGAUCCCCAGCAGGGAGACGUCACCCCAGUGGGCUACCACGGCCAGAAUUACCCCCUACCCCUUAUUGUGCCGGACAGCUACCGCUCUGGUAAGAAGCAGGAGGAACACCUGCUCAUGUCCUCCUAUCCUGCUGGAGCUCUUCCCUUUGGCCCACUGGGGAAAAUGAUGGUCCCUAAUGGCGGGGACCUGGCUAAGCUGCCAUUUUAUCCGGACCCUUACCAGCUGCUCUACGGACCGCAGCUGCUGGCCUACCCCUAUAACCUGGCCGCUCUUCCUGUGGCUCUGAAUAUGAUGGCACCUGGCGGGGACAAGGUGGAGCCUAUGCCUUUCCUUCCUGCCAUCUUCAACUACGCGGCCACUGCUGGGCCCUACAUGGGCGCAGCCCCGCACCACCUUGUGGCAAAUCCCAGCCUGUACAGCAGCAGCAGCGGCAGCAGCAAGAAACACCGAGACAGCAGCAGCAGCAGCAAACCGUAGGACACAGAAGCACUAUAAGGAAUAUAUUUCAAUGGGGACGGCCUGGCCUGUUUAGGAUGGGAGCGGGAGGGGUGCGUGCUCACUGGGUCACUGAGUACACUCGCACGCUACCCCUGCCUCUCUUUUUAUUCAGUAGAGAUCAGAGCUAGGCAUUAAAUCAGGAGUAGGUUGAAGGGAGGAGAAGGAGCAAAGAAACGGGGAGAGGGGCCGAUAUUCUAGUGACGUAUCAUUACUCCCCUCUCUUUACUCUCGCUCACCUUUCUCCGUGUCUCUCCUGUCUUGCUGUAGUGUGUCGUAGUUCUAGAGCUUGAUUAAUCUUCCUCUCUGACUCAUUAUAUUAUCUAUAAGAAUAAGAACUGCUAACAGGGUGUGUGUUGUGUGAAAAAUUAGUUCAGUCUGCUUCCCUUUAUAGUCACCGCAUAGCGAGGAUAAACGCUCUUCAGGGAAGGCUUGUGUGGGCAAGGAUAGAGGGAUGAGACAGAAGAGUCCUCGACACAGUUGACGGUGGAGCAUUAAGCAACUCGAACCUUGCGUCAUGUUUGUACGAGCGAAUGCAGGUGUAUCCUGUCGUUAAAAUAGUCCAUGAAAGUUAUAUAUGAGCAUGUAUAUGCACAUGUAUGUAGGGAUUUGUGCAUGCAGAGGUGGGCUUGAGCAGCAGGUAUUACUGCGUACGUGUGAAUGUGUGUGUGUGUUUGUGAGUAUGUGCGUGUAUGGUUAGAUCAUUCCGUGUGAGACUCACACAGCAUUCCUACUCGAGUCGGAAUAGCUACUGUAGGUCAAAAUGUAGAAGUGCAUUUAGAAAGUGAUUCAUAUCCAAAUCAUUAAGAAGUCAACGCUGUGGCCGGGUGUGAGUCUAUGACAAUGACAGAUCAUCCGAGCUUCUAAUGUCUCAACUAACCUGGCGACUUUGUGGCCAGAUGGCACUGUAGGAUCUGUAUAGCAUUCACCAUAGUUUAUACCUUAUGUGCACAAAACUAGAAAAAGUAGUGGUCACUUAAAGGGGACACUUGUAGCUGCUUGGGAUAUGUAGCUGGCCACUGGGCAAGAAUUAAAGGCUGGUAGGCCAUUGCACUUCCGUUUUUCAUCUCAUUUCCUUCACAUAAAAAAAGGAAAAGAAUAAAAACCAGUCAGCCUUCAUCUUGCGUAGCUUUUUCCUCUUUGAUUGGAAGAGGAAAAGGCUCCAUUUCCUAAGCCAGGGAAGAAGAAAGUGACAGCAAGGAAGGAAAAACGAAAAAUGGAUUCAGGGUAUUGAGUUGUUUCUGUAUAGGAAAAGAAAUAUAUGGGCACAAAACUGUUGGACUCUGAGUCAGAAGGACCCACAGAAAUGAGUUUGGGGACAAAAAGAAACUGCUCCCCCACUGGGGGGUGGGAGGGGAAAUAGCCUGAGCUAUUUCCCCUCCCACCCUGUGUCAUUUACUAAGAGGUAGGAAAAAGGCUGAGCUUAGCAGCCAAAGUGGUGGCCGAACUCCCCAGGUGCCCUCCUGGGGCCUUUUUUUGUUACGUGUAAUGUUAUCUCUAUAUGUUUGUUUUGUUAAACUAUGUUGUUGUUUAUGUUGUUUAGCCCUCUUACCAGAUGGAAAAAUGGCUUCAGUGAAAAGGGGGAGUAAACUUAAAAAUAUGAAUGUAAAUUUAGUCAUGAGGUUAAUGAAGUACAGCUGCAUUAAUGGUAGAGUUGGUUUUCAGUUCCUUUUUGUUUCCGUUAUGACACAAAUAACCUGUUAAAGAACCGUAUAACGUCUGGUAUGCAUAUAUACAGUAGUCCUAGGAACAUGUCAGUAAACUUGGGUUCUGUAUCCACAACGCAUGAGCAACACUUUGCUUCCUAACCGUUUAUAUCCUCGGCAAAUCUGGCAUUGUGCGCACAGCUUUUGUUUUUCUGUUUGAUAUUUUUCUGGCUCUCUUCAUCUUCCAUAUAUCUGUUGAUUUUUUUUUUUUUUUUUUUUUAUUCAUUAUAGACCGCAGUUUGGAACAAUUCCACAAAACCAGCUGCCACAUUUACGUCUCAAAGUCACUAUUUAGGAGCUGUUUAAUUCUCCCUCUUCCCUCAAGCAUACACUGCACCUCCUCUGAAUGAAGUACAUAUGUUUCAGUGUGCGUGCAUGUGUGUGUGUGACGGGGCACCUUUUUGGUUCAGGCAGGAGUGGUAAAACACACUGUGACCAACUGCAGGGGCGCACAAGCAUCCCCUUGGGUGUGGUUACAAGCCUUUUUUGCGUGUAGGCGUACGUGUUUUGUGUACGAGAGUGAGUGACUGCGCGAAUAUGAAAACCAAAAUAAAUCUGCCUGAGCAGCAUAUCCCUUGGCAGUAUACGGGCCACCUGUUAUUUUUUUUUUGUUCUUUGACACUUUCCUGUGAGUUAGUUUCAGUGUAAAAAAGCCUUGCUGUCUCCAAUACACUAUCUCAAGCCAUUCCUGUAGAUGGACAUGUAUGUGUUUUUGGACCAUUUCUUAUGCCAUCAUGGUUAUCAUACAGACCAAAAGCAUGCAAAAAUCGACGUAUUGUAGUGACUGGACUGGAAUCUGGUGGUAAUAUACAACUAUUUACUGUAUGUUUUAGUUUAAAUGAAUGUGCCUCUGCUUUGAUAUUUAAAUAAUUAUCUAUAGAAAGAUGUGGAUCUGCCAGAUUUCAACUGUUAAGGUGCCUUGUUAUGGCAUAAGAAAUUUGAAAUAGCAAACGAACGUUUUCUUGAGAGACGACAGAUUUGGAGAUAGAUUUCAUGGCUUUGUUUGCUAUGAAGCUGUUCAUAGACGUAGGGGUGUGGCUAAACUGUUUUUGGUAUCGUGUACAUGUCUAGGGUAAUACUGUGCCAUAUAGAGCCCACAAAAUAUGUUAAUGUUAUUUUUAAAAGAUGUUUUAAUGUUGCCUGAUGACUUUGUCUUUAGAUUUGAUACAAAGGCUUGUAGCCACAGCUCUCCCAAAGUCUGUAGUCUCCUUUUCCGACAUUCUUCCUGUUCUCUCUCUCUCUCUCCCUCCCCUUGUUUCUGUCUCCCUUUCUUUCUCUUUGCUGCAAUCAAACAAAAUAAAGUAUUAACCUGAUGACCCAAUGAAAUCAA